AAAAAGCCGUCUUUAGACGCGUCUCCACCUCAGGUGACAGCAACUUCGUCAGCACAUGUAAUCGAAGAGGACUGCAUGCCCGCGGACAAUAUCACGCGCAACAUGAGAGCCGUCUUUGAAAGAAAUAAUGUCGCCGACAAGAAUAAUGGUUCAGGACAACUCUCGUCACCUGCAAGCACCGAAAGAGUCAACCCACCGAAAGUCAGCCGUUUCGUGUUCGGCACACCGGAAACCGAAGUGUGUUCUAUGUGCCAGGGUAAAGUGUUCCCUAUGGAACGUCGCGAAGCUAGCGGACUCGUUAUGCACACUAAGUGCUUCAAAUGUACUCGAUGCAACAUCAACCUCAGACUGGACGGGUAUAGUCAGAAGGGCGGCAAACUUUACUGCGAGGCGCACUACCAACAGCUGUUCAAGGUUAAGGGCAACUACGAUGAGGGGUUUGGGUGCGAGAAAUGGUCGCGCACCCCUUCACCGUCUGCGCAUGACGCCCCCCCAACGUCACUAAACCUACCGCCUGCAGCCUCCAAUCAAACUCUCAUCGCAUAGAUAGAUACAUAUAUACAUAUAUAUAUAUGUAUAUAUAGGGAAGGAUAUUCUAUAUGAGGCCUAUUCUAAAUGAGAUAUCCUAUAUCAACAAGCGCCACCGCCCCUCUCCCGCCCACAGCCUUUGUUCCUUGUUUUUGCUUACGAGAGAAAGAUAAAGGGGAAGAAAAGAGAAUGCACAAACAAGCAGGCUUACGUUUCACGUUUACGCUGCGAAUCUCGCGAACGGCCGUAAACGAUUACAGUUCACCUCAUCCCGCUUUUCAGUGAAGAUAUAGCUUUUCCGCUAGUAGGAAUUAUACAACACAGAGGAGUCACGCUUUUAGAGGAACACCAAGCUACUAAAUCCAUAGCCACUGUAUACCACUAGAGAUAUAGGAAAGCAUGUCAAGUGGGUCGUGUGACACGAACCAACACCUAAGCAUGCCGGUAGAUGAUGCAGAAUACCAAGAAAACUUAAUGUUUCGUUUGCUUCCUUUGAAUAUCUACAAGGUAUUCCAAUAUUAUACAUUAAUCAAUAUACAUGACUCUAAUAAUAAUAAACGAAGAUCGCAAAACAAUUAUUGCAGAUGUAAUAGCAAUCGACAAAUGGUCCAGUCUAAAAGACCUCUUCUAUCCACCUACACGUAAGAGUGCCGCUUCACUUCUAUCCGUUCGCAAGCUACAAGUCUACACGAGGAGAAUCAGAAGAAACUGAACAUAUAUAUUCUAUACAUAUAAAUGCAUAUAGUAAUAGCACUAUUAAUUGAUAAGAGGUGUAACGAAUAUAACUAUAGUAAAUACGUAAGGCAAGUCCGACGUCUCCUCGACCCCCUUUUACAAACUUCAAGCCGUAUACACCCUACAAGAGUAAAUACGUAAAGCAAGUCCGACCUCUCCUCGACCCCCCUUUUACAAACUUCAAGCCGUAUACACCCUACAAGAGAAGAAUGUCAUAUCUGUAUAAUCAUUAAUAUGUGGUCCCCCUCCCCUCCCCCCCAUAUAAACUUUAUUAUGGAUAUUUAUAUAAACAAACGACACAUGAUAGCUGAGGGAGUAACACCAGAAAUAGACGAAACCUAGUUAGUUUCUAUGCUGGUUUUUGUUUUCUAUCUUUAUAACGUCCCUCUUUAGUAACGAGGGUAACGAGGGUGCUAGGGACGGGUGCUUUAGCACGAAGUAAGAAUUGACGAACAAUUACUGAUGGAUAUCGAAGCGUAAUGAACCGAAAGAAGAGCGCUAUGCAGAGAGUAGUUACUGAUCUGAUAUUUUCGCUGAGAUGCAGCGUUCAUCGAAACAGACUGCGAAAAAUGACGAUCAAGAUAACUGCUACGAUGCCAAAUUAGGGUACAGGAGAUGCACUCAAUAUCUGCUGAAAUUAGAAAGGUCGACAAAGGAAAUUCAUUUGGAAUUAGGGCGCGAUAUUUAUGAGUUACUGGACGCAUUCUAUUGCUUAAACCACAUAGCCAGUAGCAUAUUAUCGUAAUAAUAGUAUAGAAAGUAGGUCUAUGUCACUCAGUUUACUGACACAAUGCGGUGCAAUUGUUGGUGUGUUGUGGCCCAAGACCAACUCUGACCGAUGGCUAUAAGGCUAUCCACAAUAACAGCAGCAUAUGCAUAGACGAUAGAGGAAGCAUGUUUCAUGUCAUUCAUUAAAGCAGCCAUAGCUGUAGCUGAUAAAUCUGCUCCAAACGUUCCGGCAAUACGCACUACUACCCAGUAUCGCGUUGGGCAGUUCAAUGUGAGAGAAUCUAGAAUAAGUUGAUGAUCCUGCUAAAGAUGUUUGCAUCCCGACGUCGCGUGUCGGGUGAUUGACCAAAUAUGACUGAUAUUAACAACUAGUAUCAACAAUCGUAUGAGAGGACGGGUUACGACGCUGUCGGGGCUUAUUUCGAUUGAUACGAGCAAUCCAGUUUGUGUGUUUAAUAUGUGUGAAUGUGACUACUUAAACACAAGCAUAGCAAUAGUAAUAUUAGUAACAGUGGGGACAAUAAGCACACAAACAGCACGACACGUUUUGUAAUACGAUUGGAUAGAUAUUGUUAUUAGCAUUGCGAUAUAUUAUUAUAAUUAUUGCUAGUUCUAUGUUGCUGUCAUAAACUCGACAAUAUCGAGCAAGCGAUCAGCAAAUAUCUCAAGUCUAGUGUAAAUUUUACAUAGUCAUGGCAGACAUUUUUCCUUAAAAAACAACGCUCAAACGGUCAGCGUGCAUGUCACGUAUGGACGCAAAUAGAAAUGUCUUUUGGCUUUUGAGUUUCAGAUAGACUACUCUAUUCUCGACACCCAUUAUACUCACGUUCUUCUAAAAGCACAAAUGAUAGGACACCGCAAUUAUAUAAUCAUCAGGGCAUCAUGAAACCGUAUUAAUGUCACUGAGUUACAGGUUGUGUUGCGUACGUCGUAUGAAUUUUCGGCUGACGCCUAUAACAACGAAACGUCGUCCACUUAAUACUGAAACAGCGUACUGCGGAUUUUUCGCAUUUCCUUCAAUUCAGCAAAUUUUUUUAAACGGCUUUUCAACGUCUUCGUGAUUAGAGCUAUGACCAAGUACAGUGGCAGAUAUACUGUUCAUAAGCACUGCUUAUGUAUGAUUCGUAUAGGGCAUAACAGUAAACAGGAAGUAAAAGUAAAUAAUGGUCGAGAUGAUUGUUGACUUGAAAAGGCAAACCCGAAGUGAAAGGACGAACCACGUUUACGUGAUUACGCAGAGGCUAACUGUGAGAAGAUGAGCAUAAAAAUGCAAAAUGUUGGGACAUCAGAAAAAACAUCAUGAGAACCGGUCAUGGAAGCCAUGCAUGUAUGACAAAGUUCUCCCAAGACAGGAUAAAAUGAUUAGCUCUAUUGUGUAAUGCACGAUGUGGCCACAAGGUGUCACGGCGAUCGCAACACGAAUGGAGCAUUAUGUACUUGUCUGCGCGGGCAGAUUCAAUCGUAUCAAGAACAUGCAACAACAUUAACGGGGUAGUGCUUCUCUCACAGGCUCCGGAGCCAAGUAGAUGGAAUAUACGAUAGCGGACGAACACAAUAAUGGAUGCUAAAGGUUUUUCUAAGUGAAGGAAACAAGUAAGGAAUAAAGGAGCUAGCACAAGAACGUACACGGGCGCUUUUGUUUGAUUACACAAUUUUCUAUAUAUAUAUAUAUAUAUAUAUAUAUAUAUAUAUAUAUAUUAAAUAUAGAUAUAAGGCGGAAUAAUUAAUCGGCGAUGAUGCUA
Molecule: messenger RNA, 3734 nt
Organism: Varroa destructor (honeybee mite)
Lineage: Eukaryota; Metazoa; Arthropoda; Arachnida; Mesostigmata; Varroidae
Product: LIM domain and actin-binding protein 1-like
Source: RefSeq, a predicted model, not a curated record